Messenger RNA from Dreissena polymorpha, 3904 nucleotides. Its product is annotated as transcription factor Sox-14-like. Lineage: Eukaryota; Metazoa; Mollusca; Bivalvia; Myida; Dreissenidae. The transcript is spliced from 2 exons. Gene Ontology annotation, biological process: anatomical structure morphogenesis; cell differentiation; regulation of DNA-templated transcription. The record is from RefSeq and is a predicted model, not a curated record. Bases 593 to 1423 code for a protein of 276 amino acids. Gene Ontology annotation, molecular function: DNA-binding transcription factor activity, RNA polymerase II-specific; RNA polymerase II cis-regulatory region sequence-specific DNA binding.
UUAGUGUUUUUCGGCGCUUUUAUGGGAAGAAUACACGCGUUAAAUAUACGGAUAUCGCAUCGUUUCGUUAGACACUUGUUUGAAAGGCAAGCACCAUGUACGGCAGAAAAAUAGUUGAAUUUUGCAAUUGAAUUAGCUUAUAUACGAAAGAGUUUUGUUGGACAUUCAAAUACAAUUGACACGUGUUGAUAUUAACUGUUUCGACGAUAGUUCAAUGGAUAUUUGUUUAUACGUACUUGAUACGGAUAUGGUAUUGUAAUAAUUCAUUGUUGAUUUAAGGUAUCAAGGAUUUAAUUCAGACCAUAUUAUUUUGGAUAAGAUAUUUGUUUUGUUCAUAAAACACGAAAUUAACGGUUGCUUUAAAAACAGGUACGGAUGAGCCACUAGUUGACUACCGGGUCAGUUUCAUGUAACUGUGCAUGCAAUCAGGUCCAGUGUUGUUUGUGCCGAUCUCAGGGCAGUCAUUGCUAUUUUCAUACUAAACAAACGGUUCAAGUUGAUGUGCUGUUGAGAUCAGAAAACGUCUUUAAUAUUUCUCAACACAACAGCAACUUAUUUCACCGCAAAACUACGUCACAACUACACGGAAGUCAUGAGCUCCCCUAUCGACAUGCACGACGACAUGUCGCCCAACGGAAGUCUCUCCGACGGCGAACACGGCGCAUCCAAGCACGGCGGUGACCACGUGAAGCGGCCCAUGAACGCCUUCAUGGUCUGGUCGAGGGGCCAGCGUCGGAAAAUGGCGCAGGAGAACCCUAAGAUGCACAACUCGGAGAUCAGCAAGCGGCUGGGCGCCGACUGGAAGCUGCUCACGGAGGAGGAGAAGCGACCCUUCAUCGACGAAGCGAAACGACUGAGGGCGCUUCACAUGAAGGAACAUCCGGACUACAAAUAUCGGCCCCGCCGGAAGCCAAAGUCGCUGAUGAAGAAGGACAAAUACGCGUUUCCGUUGCCGAUGGUACACGGUUUAAAUCCCUUUAGUGGACUUCCGCCCGGCUACCCCGGGUUUGCGGUCAGUCACGCCGAAAGCGCAGCAAUGAGUCAAGCAAUUUUGAACGAAAAAAUGCGAGCCUUCCAGCCGCCGGUAAGCCUCGCGUCGAGUCUCGCCUCACAUCCGCUAUUUUCUCAUUUGGAAUCCAGUUCCGCUUCCGCUAAGUUGGACUCUGCGAGUUUCGCGCUUCGCACCUCACUUCCGGAACACAUGGCGUCGCAGAUGACUUCAUCGUUAUAUUCUCAAUAUCUCCAAGCACAGAGCGCGGCGCUGAGCUCGCUACCCGCGCCAGCGCACACCGGACAUCCGGGUCAGUAUCUGGUGCCCUGCUGCCCACCAUCUUACCUUCCCUCAAGCAAUGACAUACAUCGACCCCUGGCUUAUGUGUUAGUUAAACCAGAGGAUCACUAUAGGCAUUCCUCUGUUAUAUAGUGCUCACUACAAAUUUUAGUGGUUUUAGACAUUGUUUUACAAUAAUGUUUAUAUUGUUAUUUGCAUUUUACAUUGCGUAAUGCAUUUAUUGUCCCCUACCGGUUUCACCGGAGGGGACCUAUGGUUUGCGCUCUGUGCGUCUGUGAGUCUGUCUGUCUGUCUGUCUGUCAGUCUGUCACACUUUUUUGAAUCCUGCGAUAACUUUAAAAGUUCUUAAUAUUUUUUCAUGAAACUUGCAACAUGGAUAGAUGGCAAUAUGGACAUUAUGCACGUCAUUUCAUUUUGUUCCUACGUCAAAAAUUGUGGUUGCUAUGGCAACCAAAAAAUAAGAAUUUCUGAAAAUGGUGGAAUUUCUGACAAUAGUGUAGCCGGUAGGGGACCAUAUUGCUUGACAAUAGCCUUGUUUCAUUGAAGUCUCUGUUACAGUUUAGAGAAUGCAUAAAUUGUAUUAACGAUGUUAUUAUAUAUUUGUUAAGCAUAAAUUAGUAUUAACGAGUGUCUAAAACGCUGUUUUCAUUGUUAAAAAUCUGAAUAUUAUUGAAUAAUCGAGCGCAAAAAAAUAUUUAAAGGAUUCUUCUAUUGGAUUGGAAAACAAGUGUCUGUGUUUGAUACAUUCUUAGAAAUGUCUUAAUGUAUUCGUUUCAUUACUGAGAUUUACUGAAAAAGUCAGAUAUAAGGUGUUAGAAACUAGUUUAUGUAUCAUGAUAAUAUCUUAAAAUACGAUAAUCAUAUUGUCAUUCGUACUAUCGAAACAGUAAAAGUAUGAUUUCCAACCAUGUUAAGUAUAUGUUUCAAUUAGUUUAAUUAACUGAUGUUUUACUUUUUAAUGAAACUUGUCAAUUGUUGAUUGAUAUGUGUUUUACAUUUUUAGAUAAUAUACAUUAGUGAUGCAAUGAAAACUAAUUUUGGUUUAAUUUUUGGACUGUGAACAGUUUUAGUUUUUGAUGUCUCACUUAACAUGAAAUGAUGGUCUCAAAGUAGAAAUACCAUGUAUAUUGUGUAGGUAGGGCAGAGUCUAUUGAACGCUUUAAUGCGUUUAUUGUUGUAUCUUUGAAUUGUUAUCACAUGUUUCAAGUUUCCCAUCCCGCCAUAAACGAGAAAAACUAUUGUCAAUUGCACUGAUUAUAUACUGCAUGAACUUAGAAAGAAAAAAAGUGUAAUGAACUUUUCAAAUAUCGGACUAUUUAGAGCUUAAUAUUGCCGCUUCACAUCCGUGUGAACCUCGCUCUGGAAAAACAAGGCCUAUUGCAAUCCGCUCAGGCUAAUCAGGGACGACACUUUUCGCCUUAACUGGAUGUCGCUGAGCAGAGACUUCAUCUUAAACAAAAAAUACCCUAUAAGCGGAAAGUGUGGGACUGCACAGGCAAAUCUGGGAUGACACUUUACGCACAUGCAUGUAGCCCCGUUUCCUAGCGCGCGGCUCAUUUGUAUACUAGCAAGUUAGUUUUCAAUGAACUUAAUAAAAUCCUAAGCGCAACAAAAAAGAGAAGAAUGCUUUCGGUUUCGACAAGCCAUGUGCCAUGUGACGUCACUUUUUUCCUGCCCGUGAGGUAACGUUUGCUCCUGUUAACAAUUAAAAAAGCUGUGUAAAUAUAUUAUUUUCUACUCGUUUUUCACAAAAGUGAGUACCUUCCCGGUUAUAAAUAUCUGUGUCCAUCUUUCAAGGAAAAAGAUGCGCUAGGACGACAAGCUUGAUUUUAUUUUAUCAAAAUAAUUGCUUCGAAUGAUAGACAAUAUUUGGUGACACAAAUAGUUAUAAUUGAGGGUUUCUUCCGUAGCAAGAACUGCAUUUGUUGUUGUUUUAUACAAUCGUAUAAAAAAUAUGUUACACAGCUUUCAAACUUUCAAACGGAGUAAUUUUUACGCGCUAGCCAAACAUGACGUCACAUAUCAUGUGGUUUGAUCACACUGGGUAUCUUAAAUCAUGUAAAAAAUAUAUGUUGAAGGUUGACAUGAUCGUGAAUUGUAUAUAUUGUCGGAGAAAAUGAAAAAUAUUUUCAUAAAAAUCUAUCACUACAUACACCAUAACAAAGUGUGAUUUUUUACACAUAGAAGUAACUGUCAUACAAAUAAAACUUCGAGACUGUUUAGUUUAUACCAUUAAUUGAAACGAGUUAUCUGGCCUGUUAUAUUAAUAACAACAAUAUCAUACUUUCAUGUUCGAAAUAAUAAUACGCACAUUGUCUGUUGUGCCAUACCUUCCUUUUUCUCCAUUCUAACAUUGUUCGAACGUUGUUAUAUGAGUUUGCAUUUUUUGUUUACCCAGUCAUGCAGCAAAUAUAUCUUCAAUAAAUUGUUGAUUAUCGUAACUGAAAUCAACGCUUCAACAGUGGUACACUCAAUGAAUAUUUAAACAACUUAAUUUGAAACAGUUAAUGUGAUCGUUUGAUCUAAAUAGUUUUUCAAACGAUAUGCAUGAAAGGAACGUUUUUAAAUCUUUCAGAAACAAUUAGCGAUCAAAUGAACUUUCAAUAAUGAUGA